GGAAGGUUCAGUUUCAUCAUCAACAACUCAGUAGCCUUAUAUCGCACUUUCUUGUGUUCGGGUUAGGAUUGGUUAUUGGGACUAGUUUUCAUUUCUCGAUCAGCGGUAGUUUAAUUUCUUCCAGUAAUUUUGAGCUGAUGAGACAGUACUGGCCGGUUACUCCGCCGCAACCGGCACCGGUGGUGGUGGGGAUGAGAGAAUUUAGGAGCUCAAAAAGUGUGGGGCAAGAGAUGAUGAUGAGUAGUAGUGAGGGCCCUCAUCCCCCGGGGGAUCAGUUGGUUCACCGGAUGAGAGGGUUACCGGCGGUGAAAGGAAUUAUUAGGGGGAAGGUGGCGUUCAUGUUUUUAACGAGAGGGGAUUUGCCGUUGAGGCCAUUUUGGGAAAGGUUUUUCAAUGGAAACGAAGGAUUAUACUCAAUUUAUGUGCAUUCUGAUCCUUCUUUCAAUGCAACUUUCCCAUUAAAUUCUGUCUUUCAUGGACGUACCAUACCUAGCAAGGUAGUUGAAUGGGGGCAACCAAGCAUGAUUGAAGCGGAGCGACGGCUCUUAUCCAACGCUCUUCUCGACGUCUCUAACCAACGAUUCCUCCUUCUUUCCGAGUCCUGCAUUCCCGUCUUCAACUUCACCACCGUCUACACUUAUCUAAUGGGGUCGGCUCAUAUCUUCGUCGAGUCCUACGACUUACCUGGCCGUUUGGGCAGAAACCGGUACAGGUCCAAAAUGCAGCCAACAAUCAUUGAGACCCAAUGGAGGAAAGGCUCCCAGUGGUUCGAAAUGGACCGACGGACGGCGACGGUGGUGGUGGAGGACCGGAAGUACUUCCCACUGUUCCAAAAGUACUGCCGCCCGAAUUGCAUUUCGGAUGAGCAUUAUUUGGCGACGAUGAUGAGUAUAGAGUUCGGGGAAAGGAAUUCGAACCGGACGCUGACUUGGACGGAUUGGUCGAAGCAUGGGCCUCACCCGACGGGGUUCGAGAGCGAGGAUGUGACGGUUGAGCUUUUGGAGAGGAUACGGGACGGCAGCAUGUGCGAGUAUAAUGGAGAAAGAAGUAGAAUUUGUUAUUUGUUUGCGAGAAAGUUCAUGGGAAGUGCUUUGAAUCGGCUGCUGGAAAUUGCUUCUCAAAUCAUGUUCAUCCAUUGAAUUCACUUCCCUUCUUCUUCUUCUUCUUCUUCUUCUUCUUCACUUGUAAUGUAAAUCAAUUUUCAGUUUUUAGGCAAU
Cucumis melo (muskmelon) is the source of this 1217-nucleotide messenger RNA. Its product is annotated as glycosyltransferase BC10-like. Gene Ontology annotation, cellular component: membrane. The transcript is spliced from 2 exons. Gene Ontology annotation, molecular function: glycosyltransferase activity. Lineage: Eukaryota; Viridiplantae; Streptophyta; Magnoliopsida; Cucurbitales; Cucurbitaceae. The record is from RefSeq and is a predicted model, not a curated record. The coding region runs from base 138 to 1139 and encodes 333 amino acids.